Cloeon dipterum is the source of this 1208-nucleotide messenger RNA. RefSeq lists its product as uncharacterized. NCBI's taxonomy places the organism in Eukaryota, Metazoa, Arthropoda, Insecta, Ephemeroptera, Baetidae. Bases 139 to 1053 code for a protein of 304 amino acids. The record is from RefSeq and is a predicted model, not a curated record. The transcript is spliced from 5 exons.
UGACCAUGCUGGUCUAGACUAGUCAUGUCCAAACCAAAUACAUAAUGUUUUUGGAAAUUAGUGCAGCCUCUGUUCAUCUGUUGCCCACUUUCUUACUGAACCAAUAAUAGAGCUGACUUUCAAAGGCGCAGAGGCAGAAUGGGGCGCAAAAAGAUGACACAAUGCAGGUCGCAGCGGGUGUUCCAAAAGCUGAACCAAGAGCGGUUGUGGACCACCAAGGAGAAGGAGAUGCUGCUUCUGGGCCUGCGACUCUACGGCACCUCCAACUACGAGCAGCUGCAGCAGUUUGUGCCCAGACGGACCAUGAUCGAGCUCCGAAACUUCUUGCAGAUGCACAAGCUGGAGGGCAUGUGGAAACCCAAAAAUCCGGAGGCAGAGGCGCCCAUCGACUUGUGGCUCGAGGCCCUAGGCGCCAAGGACAGAGGCGGCUGUCUCAAUGCCGGCAACUCCAAAGAAAUCAGCCAGCAAUUGAAAAUGAUUGCCGUGUGUGAAAGGCAUCCUCCACCAGAGAAGUGCGAAGGGGUCGAUUUCAGAGAGCUAUACUAUUACUUGGCGACGGUCCUGUCUGGAACUCAUCCCAGACAAAUUUCUCUCGGGUCGGCACAGCUCAUUUUCCACUGCUGUCUGUGGCUGGCCAGCAUGACCGUUGACCAAGACCUGAGUGCCCCGAAAAACUUCCUCAACAAGGUUAAUGCAUCCAGGGAUGGUGUCCAAAUCAAGAACACUUACAGCAAAUAUGCUUUGAUGGUUCCCCCUGAGGACAGCAUUAAUGCAGACAAAGGGAUGAAUCCGCUAGGGGUGCCGUGCGAAAUGCUAUUGCUGAGUGAGCAGGACGCAGCCCUGAUCAGCGGAGAAAACCUGGUCGACGACCCAUACGCUGCUCCACCUGCCAUCCCUGAGACGAUUUCCAACUCUGAAAUCGACUUUGGAGAUGCAGAAGAGGAAGUCGGCAAAGAUCAGCAGCUUGAUGAGGGCCAGAUUACAGUGGUGUUUGAUGACAGCUUCAUGGUGGACAACAACACAGAAUUUUCCAUUGUAGUCGACCCCAACUAGAUCGGUCUUGAAUUAAUUAAACCCUGAUGUAUACCAACCUUUAUCUUUAUUGACCAAUAACAUUUUUUAACUUUUCAUACUAGAGCAAGUAUAUCAGAAAAAAACUAACUGUAAAUAACUAAUCACAAGAAUAAACAGUGCGCGUAAUACAAAAA